This is a messenger RNA of Vicia villosa (hairy vetch), 1795 nucleotides long. Its product is annotated as exosome complex component RRP45A-like. The transcript has 8 exons. Bases 139 to 1491 code for a protein of 450 amino acids. Gene Ontology annotation, biological process: U4 snRNA 3'-end processing; TRAMP-dependent tRNA surveillance pathway; U5 snRNA 3'-end processing. The record is from RefSeq and is a predicted model, not a curated record. NCBI's taxonomy places the organism in Eukaryota, Viridiplantae, Streptophyta, Magnoliopsida, Fabales, Fabaceae. Gene Ontology annotation, cellular component: cytoplasmic exosome (RNase complex); nuclear exosome (RNase complex).
CUGUUUCUCUUUUAUACCCCCUUUGAAAUCGUUGUGCUUAAACCCAUAAACCCUAGUCUACACACAGCAUUGCCAUUUUGCAGCAGCGCAAGAAAUUCCUCUUCUCGUCGCUUUCGAUCUCAAUUCUUCAAGAGUGGCAUGGAGCAAAGAUUAGCUAAUUGUUGGCGGUUGACAGUUAAUGAAAAGAAAUUCAUCGAAAGUGCUCUGCUAUCAGAGAUUCGAGUGGAUGGUCGUGGCCCGUUGGAUUAUCGCAAGUUAAACAUUAAAUUUGGAAGGGAUGAUGGAUCCGCGGAGGUCCAAUUGGGUGAGACACGUGUGAUGUGUUUUGUGAGUGGUCAACUUGUGCAGCCUUACAGAGAUAGGCCUAAUGAAGGCACAUUUUCCAUCUUCACUGAAUUCUCUCCCAUGGCUGAUCCUUCAUUUGAGCCUGGCCGUCCUGGAGAAUCUGCCGUUGAGUUAGGACGUAUUAUAGACCGUGGUUUGCGGGAAAGUAGAGCCAUUGACACUGAAUCGCUCUGCAUUCUUUCUGCCAAACUUGUAUGGGCCAUUCGCGUUGAUAUCCAUAUACUGGACAAUGUAGGGAAUCUUGUUGAUGCUGCAAAUAUUGCUGCACUGGCUUCUCUGAUGACAUUCAGAAGACCUGAAUGCUCUUUGGGGGGAGACGAUGGUCAACAAGUUGUAGUGCAUCCUCCUGAGGUGCGCGAGCCACUUCCUUUAAUCAUACAUCAUCUUCCCAUUGCUGUCACCUUUGGAUUUUUCAGUAACGAAAAUCUUGUGGUCUUGGAUCCGACAUACCAUGAAGAGGCUGUAAUGACUGGACGCGUGACUGCAACACUUAAUGCAAAUGGUGAUGUUUGUAGCAUUCAAAAGCCUGGGGGGCAGGGAGUCUCUCAACGGGUUAUCAUGCAUUGCUUGAAACUUGCUCAUGUUAAAGCUGGUGAUAUUACAGCCAAGAUAAAGGACGCAGUUGAAAAGCGUAACACUGAAAGAGCACUACAGAAGAUUAAGCGCCAUUCUUCCUCUGUAGCCGUGGAUGUAUAUGGUACCACUGCCAGAUUAGCUCCCAAACAAAAUCAAUCGUAUGCUGAUAAAGAUGGUAGCCAUCUAGCCCCAUUGAAGCUAAAAGAUGAGGCGAAUUUUAUGGAAUGUGAAGCUACGUCAUCAGAAGAAGUACAGAAUAACAAGAAGGAUGAAAGCUCAAAGAAUUUCAUUGGCGGUCCCUCAAGUUGGGAUCCCUACUCAGAGUGCGUCAAUUCAGAUCUUCUAAAAUCUUCUCUAGCUUCUCGUGGACAAUCAACUCCUAGUAAACGAAAGGAUUCAAGCCGGAAGACUAAGCCGGAAGAACCAGCGCAGGAAAUCAAGGCAGAUUCUGAACCAAUUGAUGACCCAGCUCUAACUGCUGGACAGAGUAAUGAAGGUAAGACUCUGAAUGACGCUGUGAAGCCCAAGAACAAGAGGAAGAAAAAAGCAUCUUCCAAUAACGGAAAUUAAGCAAUGAGAUGUGCGGUUAGUUAACGCGAUCAUGUAAGAAAUUGUGGUUGACAAGGAGGAAUGCUGUAAAUAUUCAAUGGGCAAUGGAAUUCAAUAGUCUAGUUGUGAAUUUAGGCAUGCCGAAUUCAAAGGACAACACUUACUAAGAAAAUUUUAACAAAUUAGGGUAGUUACUGAAAAUAGUAAAGUACAGAACAGAAUACUGAUUGAAAUUGGUACCAAGAAUAUGUAUACAUAUUUAUCACCAGAUUAUUUAUGUAAACAAAAACUUGCUAUUUUCUAUGACCAUGGCCAUUUAUCUUCA